Molecule: messenger RNA, 1833 nt
Organism: Penicillium alfredii
Lineage: Eukaryota; Fungi; Ascomycota; Eurotiomycetes; Eurotiales; Aspergillaceae
Product: pseudouridine synthase DEG1
Exons: 2
Coding region: 1-1833 (610 amino acids)
Biological process (GO): mRNA pseudouridine synthesis; tRNA pseudouridine synthesis
Cellular component (GO): nucleus; cytoplasm
Molecular function (GO): RNA binding; pseudouridine synthase activity
Source: RefSeq, a predicted model, not a curated record
AUGGCCGACGACGCCAGCGGACCAAGCCCGGACUACUCGACAUGGAGCAACAGCAGCCUGGUUGCACGGAUCACGGAGCUUGAGCGUCAACUCCAUUCUCGGACGUCGCAAUAUACAUCGACUCUCGAGACACACCCAACCCCCCAACCUACUGCUCGGCCGAUCUCGACGGAUGUCUGUGAACCCGCAAUCCCGCUCUACAAGUCAGCCGCCGAGAUCGAUACCAGCCCCUCAAAGAAGCGAGCGUUGCCUUCGCAAGGCGACAUCACCCACACGCCUGCGCCGUCGCGCCCCUUCAAGGCGGACCGAGAUUUCGAUCCUUCCAAAUACUCGACGCGCUAUAUUGCGCUCAAGUUCGCUUACCUCGGUCAGCGCUAUAAUGGACUCGAGCACACUAAUGGCAAUGCUACACCCCUUCCAACCAUCGAGGAGGUGCUGUGGAAGGCGUUGCGACGGACUCGAUUGAUCCUUCCAACGCCAGAGACGGAGACACCAGAGGACGAGCCGAAUGAUAUUGAGCCUCGAGCGAUGCGGCCCUACUCUAUCUACUGGGAUGGAUGCGAUUACUCGAAGGCCGGUCGCACGGAUCGAGGCGUGAGUGCGUUCGGGCAGGUCAUUGGGCUCCGCGUUCGAAGCGCGCGGCCUAAGGCGAAGAACUCUUCGACCGAAAAUGCUUUGGAGGAAGAGAGUGCGAUGCAAUUUGAGACGCCCCCGUCCGACGACAGGGCUUGGGAUGACGUGGCUGAUGAAUUGUCCUACAUACAACUCUUAAACAGGGUGCUUCCGGAAGAUAUCAGAGUGCUGGCCUGGUGUCCGAAUCCGCCGCCAGAGUUCAAUGCUCGGUUCUCAUGCCCCCGCUUUCUCCCCACCCCCGGCCCCCUGGGAUUUGAACAUUACGCGGGAGGUCAAGGGCCGCGCGCCAAAUACCGCGAGGGCUGGCUGGAUAUCGAAGCCAUGCGGGAGGCAGCCAAGCAUUUCGAGGGGGUGCACGACUUUCGAAAUUUCUGCAAGCUGGACACCAGCAAACAGAUUGAAAACUUCGAGCGAAGGAUAUAUCACUCAGACAUCGAACUCGUCAACCCCAAGACCAAUCCACUGGGCUACGUUGGUCAACCUGGAUUCCAGGCGCAAGAGAACUCGGUCCCCGAAGUGAACAUGACAGCGUCAGAAACGUCUUCUCCAGGCACUCCGCAGGUGUACUCGUUCAACCUGCAUGGCUCGGCCUUCCUGUGGCACCAAGUCCGGCAUAUGGUUGCCAUCCUCUUCCUAGUCGGGCAAGGCCUCGAAUCUCCCUCCAUCGUUCCCGAGUUGCUGGAUGUUACCAAGAACCCCCGAAAGCCAACCUAUGAAAUGGCUUCGGAUGCGCCUCUGGUGCUCUGGGACUGUAUCUUCCCCGACGAAGCAUCUGGCAGCCGAGAGGAUGCUCUGGAGUGGGUCUAUGCCGGUGAUCCCCGACUCAACAAAGGCCGCAGCGCGAAAGGCGAUACGAAAUUCGGCAUUGGCGGUGUGGUUGAGGGACUGUGGACGGUAUGGAGACAGCGCAAGAUAGACGAAAUCCUGGCUGGUGCGCUACUGGAUUUGUCCGUCAGCCAAGGCGAUCAAAGCGCAGUGCACAACAUGGACAGCGCCUGGUUGAAACAAGGUAGCUCCAAGAAACAGAGCAGAGGUGCCAAGAUUUGGCAUGGUGCAGAUGGAGCCCGCCUGGGUGGGAAGUAUGUCCCCGUUCUGCAGAAGACAAAAUUGGACUCAGUGGAGGCGCAAAAUGCCAGAUGGCUGGUAGCCAAGCAGCGCAAAACGGCCAGGAACGAAGGUAUCACGGCCAAUGAGGGCUGA